Messenger RNA from Guyanagaster necrorhizus, 1474 nucleotides. Its product is annotated as PAP2-domain-containing protein. The transcript has 12 exons. The coding region runs from base 37 to 1161 and encodes 374 amino acids. Gene Ontology annotation, biological process: phospholipid metabolic process; phospholipid dephosphorylation. The record is from RefSeq and is a predicted model, not a curated record. Gene Ontology annotation, molecular function: phosphatidate phosphatase activity. Gene Ontology annotation, cellular component: membrane. NCBI's taxonomy places the organism in Eukaryota, Fungi, Basidiomycota, Agaricomycetes, Agaricales, Physalacriaceae.
AUUUGUUUAAAAAUAGCCACCACCACCACCACCGAUAUGUCAUACGUUCGUCUCUCCUACAUAGCUCAAGACCAAUCCUCCAUCAUGCAUCCUUUCUUUACGAGACCAGCAGAUGCUGCCCAGGCAAGGCCAAAAAUGUCGGCAGCCAGGCGUCGCAAAAUCAUCUUCUCUUAUGCCCCGGACUGGAUCUUGACGAUCGCCCUGGCGGCGUUAUUCUUUUCUUUGGACAGGGUGGAUGGUUACAGAAGGCAGUUCUCAUUGGCAGACACGUCUCUUCGUCAUACCUAUGCUCUUCAUGAAAGGGUUCCUCCCGUAGCCCUAUAUUUCAUCUGCUUUGUUGCCCCGCUACUUAUUCAACCCGUUGUCAAUCUAUUCACAGUACGUUCGUGGUGGGAUUUACAUAACGGCACACUUGGGUUAAUCCUUGGCCUUGCCUUGACAGGCUCUAUCACACAGUUUUCAAAGAUAACUGUCGGACGUCCUCGCCCUGAUAUCGUUGACCGUUGUCAACCGCUAGCUGGCGCAGUCGACCCCACAUUCGGAUUAUCAAAUUACACAAUAUGUCAACAGCAAGACAACAGCAUUCUCAAAGACGGAUUUCGUAGUUUCCCUUCCGGGCAUUCCAGUUUGUCCUUUGCUGGACUUGGGUUUCUAGCGUUUUACCUUGCCGGAAAACUACAUCUGUUCGAUAAGCGCGGCCACACCGGUAAAGCCUGGCUAUCACUCUCGCCUUUCGCGGCUGCCACGCUGGUGGCGAUCUCACGAACCAUGGACUAUCGUCAUCAUUGGCAUGAUGUUCUCAUCGGUUCUGUUCUUGGCACAGUUCUAGCGUAUUUCUCCUACCGCCAGUACUACCCUAGUUUGGCUUCUGAGCUGUCGCACCGCCCAUACUCUCCUCGUAUCCCCCGCGAGCCAGAGGAGGGACUUCCUCUGCAUCAUCGGUAUGACAGCUCGGUGGAUCAGAGUGGCAUACAGACGAGUCGCCCUACACUGACGCAACGAUACACCGACGAUGUCGCACCUGAAGGUGUGUACGAGCUGGAUGGAACGGUGCAAAGACAAACUCCCCCACUUGAGGAGGUCUGGAGGGACAGAGCGUCGACCGUCGUACAAGAGGCUCCUGCAGCACAUCAUAAACCAACAGCGGAUCCCAUCCGAUGAGCAGCUGGCUGGGCAAUAUUAUAUGUGUUACGAAGAAAUGGUAUGCAGAAUAUAUACAGUGUGAGUGAUUUCCAUAUGAUAAAUCCAAGUGCCUGUGAUAUAUACAUAUUAUUACCAUAUAAUGUUGUUGCCGGUUGGUAUUGUCAUGAAUGAUGAAUAGGUAUAUCAGUCAUACUCCUGAUCGUAUCGACUUUCAUGAAGGGAGGGGCCAUCAGGGGAUGGCGGUCGCCAGCUUUGCGAUAAGACAAUUUCACUAUUGUCUUGUGGUUGCUGGCCAGUAUCUGGUGAGGGUUUGCGCCUGCGGCCCAAAGUA